AUGUGCGGUGGAGCGUCCCUAGCGGAUGUCAAGGUUCCCACGGUGACACGAAAGCUGAAGAAGACGGCUCUAUGGGCCGAGAAGAACAAGCCUCGGUGUGGCGGCAGCGGGGACCGGCAUUUCACAGGGCUCGGUGAGCACGGGGGAGUCGACCUAGACGACAACAAGGACUACGAGGCCGACUUCAAAGAGUUCGAGGCCAACUCUGGGGAGUCCGACCUGGAGCUCGGGCGUAGUAAGGUGGAUGAGAAGGAUGACGAUGACGAGGCCGUCGAGAUCAAGCCCUUCGUCGCCGUCAAGAGGUCCCUCUCCCAAGAUGACUUAAGCACCAUGACUACUGCAGGUUUUGAUGGUACUUCAGCCAAAAGGAAGAGAAAGAACCAAUUCAGGGGUAUCCGUCAGCGCCCCUAGGGUUAGUGGGCUGCUGAAAUCAGAGAUCCUAGCAAGGGUGCACGUGUCUGGCUUGGUACUUUCAAUAGUGCCGAAGAAGCUGCAAGAGCUUAUGAUGUUGAAGCACGCAGGAUCCGUGGCAACAAGGCCAAGGUUAACUUUCCAAAGGAACCAAUAGUUCCUCAGAAGCGUCGUGCUCGCCCUACUACUCUUAAAGCACCCAAGCUAUGCGUGGCACAAGAACCCUCUGUCAUGCCAUCAGUGAACAACCUCGCCAGCCCAAAUGCUUCCGUGUACCCAUUUACUGACUUCGCAUCAAACCAGCCACUUGAUCUGCCUGACAAUGUGUCAUUUGUUCCUACAAUGAACUCUACUUCCCCUGUUGAAGCCUUUAUUAUGAAUCUUUACUCUGACCAGGGAAGCAACUCCUUUGGCUGCUCUGAGUUGGACUAUGAUUAUGACACCAAGACUCCAGAUAUACCUUCCAUUGCUCCCAUUUCUACCAUAGUUGAAGGAGCGGAAUCUACACUUGUCCAAGGUAACACCUACAACUCAGUGGUGAUUGCUGAAGGAGCUAAAUCUGCACUUGCCCAGAGUAACACCUACAACUCAAUGGUGCCUCCUGUUAUGGAGAACAAGGAUGUCGAUUUCGAGGCCUUGACGAGGUUUCUUAUGGAUGAUGGCAUGGACGAGCCGAUUGAUAGCCUUCUGAAGUUUUAUGUGCCUCGGGAUGUCGUUGGCAACAUGGACCUCUGGAGCUUCGAUGACAUGCCCAUGUGUGGCAAAAUUUUCUGA
Messenger RNA from Triticum dicoccoides, 1185 nucleotides. RefSeq names its product ethylene-responsive transcription factor 1-like. The transcript has 2 exons. The record is from RefSeq and is a predicted model, not a curated record. Gene Ontology annotation, biological process: ethylene-activated signaling pathway; regulation of DNA-templated transcription. NCBI's taxonomy places the organism in Eukaryota, Viridiplantae, Streptophyta, Magnoliopsida, Poales, Poaceae. Gene Ontology annotation, molecular function: DNA-binding transcription factor activity; DNA binding.